Molecule: messenger RNA, 3303 nt
Organism: Liolophura sinensis
Lineage: Eukaryota; Metazoa; Mollusca; Polyplacophora; Chitonida; Chitonidae
Product: chorion peroxidase-like
Exons: 13
Coding region: 138-2507 (789 amino acids)
Biological process (GO): response to oxidative stress
Molecular function (GO): peroxidase activity; heme binding
Source: RefSeq, a predicted model, not a curated record
GUCAGACGGCGACAAGCCAACACCACUGCAGCGAAGGCGAUAACAUAGGGGGAUAGACUAACGACUUUUGACGUUGUUUUUAUAGAGGUUUAUUAUAUCGUAGCACUGAAGUGAAUUGCAGGAAUCAUUUUUUCAGAAUGACACUGGCAUUCCUGCCUAUGAUCGCCUUGACCCUGAGCACAGGCGUCGCCCUUACAUCCGGCCAGGGUGCAAUUUUCCCGACUUCCGGUCAGGAUGGCCUUGCGCAGACCAUGGCUAGUCCCGAUGCCCUCAGGAAUAUUGCCCAAGGCUUGCCCAGGGCCCCUGUGGUUCCCAAAUCCAGGCGUUUACUGACUCCUCAGGAAAGAGCCGCAAGAAGAAGCAUUUUUACGGAAUCUAACCAAAUUCGAUCAGAACUAGAAAACGCUCUUCGAAAUGUGUCUGAUAAAGCAAGCCGCAUGGGAGAAGCACAAAGAAGAUCCACAGCUUUUGGUCCGUUUAUGAAUGUAAAUAGGAAAGCGCAGAGAAUUUCCAAAACUGGUGCCAUAUUCACGUCUCUUCUGGAAAGACAGGGUGGAUCUGAUGUCAAUAUCAGGACAAUUGAAGCAAUGGCCUGUCCCUUCCGGGAAACCAUCAACUGUGUGGCGACCACCAAAUUUAGGACGGCUGAUGGCUCGUGUAACAAUCUGUAUAACCCGAUGUGGGGGAAAUCCAACACUCCUUUCGAUAGAUUUAUACCACCCCAUUAUGGCGACGGAAUGAACUCUCCACGUAAUGAAUCUAUAUUUAGAACGCCACUUCCACUGCCCCGAGUCAUCAGCACGGGAGUCCACAAAAAGAGCACUGUAGCCAAUCUGCAUCCAGAUAUCAGUCACAUGACCAUGGAGUUUGGGCAGUUUGUCAGCCAUGACAUCAACUCCAAUACGCUCUCGACUGGUGUAAAUGGAUCUGCUCUGACUUGUUGUAACCCGGACGGAAGUAUUGAUACUGACCCAGACAAAAAGAUGUUGGGUUGUCUGCCCAUUGUGCUCCCACCAAACGAUCCCUUCUUCUCUCAGUACAACCGAAGUUGUAUGAAUUUUGUGCGGGCGGCUCCCACACCGGACAUUCAUUGUGAUCGUGGUUACCGCGAGCAGCUGAACCAAGUCACUCAUUUUCUUGAUGUCUCCACCAUUUACGGUAGUGACGAGGAAAGCAUGAAUGAACUGAGGACGAUGUCUAAUGGUCUGCUAAAAGUCACGAGCAGCCCUAAUGGAGACUUACUAAUGCAGAACCCAGCUGCUACGGGGACUCCCGCUUGUCGCACAACGGGUUCCCAACAUUGCUUCAAAACAGGAGAGGGUCGAGCUAAUCAGCAGCCAGCUUUGAUGACUCUUCAUACACUUUUCAUGAGAGAACAUAACAGAGUAGCCAGAAAGCUCCAUGAGCUGAGUCCGUCUUGGGACGACGAACGCCUAUUCCAGGAAGCCAGGAAAGUGGUCGGCGCUGAAGUACAGCACAUCACUUACAACGAGUACCUGCCAACCAUUAUGGGGACCAGUUUUGUCAACGCUUUUGGUUUCAAUGCGCAGCCAGCCGGGUCAUACUACACCGGGUAUGACUCGUCAUUCAAACCCGGCGUAAGAAACGGCUUUGCCGCGGCGGCAUAUCGCUUCGCCCACGGUACCGUGCGGGAUCACUUCGCCCCAGGUCAUCUUUUCAAGGAUCAUUUCUUGACACCGGAAGUGAUGUACCAGAAUGACAAGGGACCGAGUUUCGUGGUGAGGAAUCUUAUUCAGGAAAACCAGCAAGGCUCGGAAAACCUACUAACAACUCAAGUGACCAAUCACAUGUUCGAGAAUGCACCAGGAACCGGAUUGGAUCUGGCCAGCACUAAUAUUAAUAGAGGGCGUGACCAUGGGUUGCCUAGUUACAACCAGUGGCGGGCGUGGUGCGGACUCCCGACGAUAAACAGUUUCACCACUGGACCCGGGGGUUCCCCUCAACACACCCAGGCCAUGCUGGACUUGUUACAGAACGUUUACAGCCAUCCAAGCGACAUUGACUUGUGGACAGGGAUUGUUACUGAGAUCCCACUAGAGGGCCGAGCCGUUGGGCCGACGGGAGCGUGUUUGAUUGGUCGACAGUUUUGGGUGUUGAAGAAUUCCGACAGAUUCUACUACGAAAAUGACGAUCCUGCCACGAAGUUUGAAAUGAACCAAUUAGACGAGAUCAGAAAGACAUCCCUAGCCAGAAUUAUCUGUGAUAACACCAACCUGACCUCCGUACCCGCUGAUGUGUUUGAAACGGCAUCAAGCAAAAACCCAACCGUGCAGUGUUCCACUCUACCGGAAGUUGAUUUGUCUCAUUGGGUGUCAUGUGACGGGCGCGGCUGGUCGGAUUGGUCUGCCUAUACCCGUUGUUUCGGAGGCUAUCGACGAAGAUCCAGAACAUGCCAAAUGGCCUGCGCCGAAAAUUGCGUCGGAAACUCUUUUGAACUCAAUCCAUGCUCCAGUCAAUUCAACUAUCCUUCCUGGUUUCGUACCUAGGGACAAGACGAUUUGGGCACAUCAACAGUCGUAAUAGAGGUGAUAGAGGUAACACGGUGUUUGUAUAUCUGUCUAUGUGUCUGUGUAAUGAUCCACAAAAAUGGAUCUGUAUAGGUCUGUAUAAAUGUCACGAAAUAACGAGGAAAAAUUAUGAACCAGUGGAGCAGAGCCUGCCACAAUGAUCGUGACGUUGUAACUAUGGGCAUCAGGCUGUAACCAUGGACGUUAUGUCGUAACCAUGGGACCACUCUGUAACCAUGGACGUUAUGUCGUAACCAUGGGACCACUCUGUAACCAUGGAUGUUAUGUCUUAACCAUGGGACCACGCUGUGACCAUUAACGUUAUAUCGUAACCCUAGGACCACGAAGGGACAAUAUUUAUCACGGAUUUCCUCCACAGUGCUGUUUUAUUUUAACUGCUUAAGAUCGACUAUUCCCGAGAAAACGCAUAUAUCCGAGAGAGUAUACCCUUAUUAUCAACGUCGUGAUCAUUGCCGUUUUAUUUUUAUCGUUAUUGUCAUCAUAAUGAAGAAGAUAACAAAGUGAGAAUGUUAGAUCCAUCUCAUUGGGAGUAGCAGCUGCUGAAACGUUGCACAAAAUUCUUACACAGCUGAGUCGAAUUUCUGUAAAUUUUGCUGAGGUUAAUAUAUAAUCCAUGAUAUAUUUUAUAAUUAAAUUUUAUUUUGUAUAAUAUGUAUAAUUAAAUUUUAUUUUUUAUAAUUAAUUCUAUUGUGCUUAAUUACAUUUUGUGAUAAUUAUAUACACAUUGUGAAAUGUAAUAAAGAUUUGAAAUGCA